GGGGGAUUAAUGAAUGAUUGUUGUUCAAAUUACGGCUAUUCAGAAAAACCUACAUUAACGGUGGAUCAGUUUGAAUGCGUGAAUUUACAUGAAAUUGUUAAAAACAACGCUGUAUAUGGAGUUACUUUAGUAACGAAAUGUUCACCGGAAUGGGACCAUAAUUUUACAAGAGCACUUUGCGAAGCUGAAUCAAACAUGAAUGAUAUAAUACUACGACUCCCUGUUUCUGAUAAAACACUGUUUCAUGUUAUGUAUAAAAAUAUGUACUGUGCACAGUGUAAUUUUGUGGAGGAUUUUUAUUAUUGGACCCAUGAAAUCAAAUGUCGGAAUGAAACUGGCGUAAGAAGUCUUUCAAAAACGAAAGAUUGCUUAAAUCAUUUUAAAAGACCAAACCCGGAUUAUUCGUACAGAACGUGUCGUUUAUCACAAUCUAUUAUAUCUGUAUGUAAUCAGACUACCGGGAUUACUUCUUACGAAAUAAUCAAGGAGUGCAAAGACGGCAUAUACGCCGUCACAUUUGAUAUGUCCGGAACAAUGUACCGAAAUAAACACUGUGCUGUAUGCAACGGUGUCAGCGAGGAUUCACUACUUUGUGAAUAUUUAGAUGAUGACGUUAUAACCAUUGACUCGAACAGUAGAUUAUCCUUAUACAGUUUAGCACUUACUGUAAAUAUCAACACAGGUAAAGCGUAUAGAAACGAAAAAGAAGAGGAUGUUAAACAAUGCAAGAAGAAUGAAGUAUACGUCAAUCACUUUCAGAAAUGUAGGGAAAUACACUGUGCACCAUCUCUUGUUCCUUUGAAAGGAAAAUGUAUAAGUAAAAUUUCUAAUACAUUUAAGAUAAUGAAAUUGAAUCAUGACUUGGGUCAUGUGACUCAGGAGAAUUGUACUUUUAUAAAGGUCGAAUCAAAAGAGUAUAAAUUCAUAAACAAGACAUUGUUUAUACAUUCACACAAUAAGCAUUAUUCGACUGAAAAGUAUCAUGUCAAAGGGAAUUCAGUGUUUAUAUGUGUGAAUGAAUCACAAACGUGUGCAAAUGACUGCAAAACUAGCAAAUAUGUUUCCUAUACUGAUAUUGUUGAAAGUGAUCUAACACUUUUAUGUCUUGUUGUGUCAAUUUUGUCCUUAGCCGUAACUUUAGCAGUGUAUGUAGCAUUUCCUCAGCUGUUAAAUGUCCCUGGAAAAAUUCUCGUCAGCCUUAUUAUUUCCCUUCUUUUUGCACAUGUUUUGUUUCUUGUAGCUUCUCAAGUUGAGAAUUUCCAUAUUUUAUGUAUCAUUUUUGGAAUUUUAGUUCAUUACUUUUUCCUGGCUGCUUUCUGCUGGAUGAAUGUCAUUGCCUUUGACCUGUGGAUGACCUUUUCAAACAGAUUCAUGACGCCUGGAUCUGACAGUAAAGGACGCAAACGAUUCGUAAGAUAUUCUAUAUAUGCUUGGACAUUGCCAACCAUGAUUGUGGGUACAGCUCUUAUACUGGACUUUGUUAAUUUCGAUGAGAAAUUCUACAACUUUAAACCUGGAUACGGGAAAAAUGUUUGCUGGAUUUCCUCAAGAGAUGCUUUAAUACUUUUCUUUGCUGGUCCGCUUGCUGUGUUUAAGUUAUUGGAUAUAAUAUCUUUUAUUUCAACAGCAGUUCAUAUUGCCCGUGCAAAGAAAGAGGGAGCUAUGGCAACACGACGAAAGAAUACGUGCUCUUUUAUAAUAAACAUCAAAUUAUCCCUAAUAAUGGGUCUAACUUGGGUAUUUGCGUUUGUGGCAAAUGCUUUAAAUAAAUCGUACAUGUGGUAUCUAUUUAUCAUAUUCAAUUCCCUUCAGGGAUUGUUUAUAGCAAUUUGUUUUCUAUGCACAAAAGUUGUUUGUCGUCUUCUUUGUGAAAAAUACAGACAAUUAACAGAAAGGAAUACAUCUGGGACACAUAUUACAUCUGUUCCUUAAUAUAAUUCUUAUGAAAACAAUUUCACACAAUACCGGUGGAUUGUUAUUACCUCACAGCAAAAACACAGAUUUUUUUAAUUGUUCGUUUUUAGGCACGACAUACAGUGUGGUAAAUAAUUUUGGUAUGUUUGAAUAGUCUGUAAAUGGAAUAAUAAUUUUAACAUUUUAUAUGUAUUAUAUGUAUUUAGACAGAUUGUAAAGCAAUUAAAUUAGUGUUUACAUAAAGAGUGUUUAAAAUUAAAUAUUUUUAGCUGCAAUGAAUAUGCCAGAAGGAUAAAGAUAGGUUAUUGCUGCUUGAUUUUCUCCUGAAGAAGUUAAGCAAUCUCCCCAAUAUAUUAUGCUUUGGAGAAUAGUUUUAACGAUUAUAGAUAAUUCCUGAUUUUCACAAUGUUUACCUCCAUUUUGGGCGUCAAUGUUGUAUAUUUAUACAAUUGACAAUAUUUUAAAAAAUGUAAAUGGCUGAUCAAAUUCUUUUUUCCAAAUGAGGGAACAUAUUAUUAUAGCACAAGUAUGUAAAAUAUUUUUAUCAGUUUCCAUGAAAAUGAAUUAUGAGAGAUUUUUUAUCAAAUAUUUGUCAUAUAUCAAUAUAUUCGGAAUGGCCCUCAAAAUUGCGGUCA
This is a messenger RNA of Ruditapes philippinarum (Manila clam), 2549 nucleotides long. RefSeq names its product adhesion G protein-coupled receptor E3-like. The transcript has a single exon. The record is from RefSeq and is a predicted model, not a curated record. The coding region runs from base 10 to 1932 and encodes 640 amino acids. NCBI's taxonomy places the organism in Eukaryota, Metazoa, Mollusca, Bivalvia, Venerida, Veneridae. Gene Ontology annotation, molecular function: G protein-coupled receptor activity. Gene Ontology annotation, biological process: cell surface receptor signaling pathway; G protein-coupled receptor signaling pathway. Gene Ontology annotation, cellular component: membrane.